CAUUAUACCAGUUUUGACAGCUAGCGGACGCGUCGCCGAUGCCCGCACGAAACGUCAACUAUCGCCGUCCCGUUCUAGUUCUUUUUCCGGUCGACCAUUGGGAUCGAAAGUGAACACAUUUCGAUUGCGCUAUGGGUAAGAUUAUGAAAUCCGGCAAGGUAGUGCUGGUCCUCGGGGGCCGGUACGCCGGCCGCAAGGCCAUCAUCCUCAAGACGUUCGACGACGGCACCUCGGACAAUCAGUUCGGCCAGGCCAUGGUGGCCGGCAUUGACCGUUACCCACGUCGGGUAACCCGCCGGAUGAGCAAGUCCCGCAUCCAGAAGCGCUCCAAGAUAAAGCCCUUCGUCAAGAUGCUGAACUACAACCACCUGAUGCCGACCCGCUACAGCGUGCCGGACGUGAGCCUCGACUCCAAAUAUUCCGUCAAGGACCUGAAGGACCCGGCCAAGCGCAAGAAGGCCCGCUUCCAGAUCCGCGUCAAGUUCGAAGACCGCCACAAGUCCGGCAAGAACAAGUGGUUCUUCCAGAAGCUGCGAUUCUAAGCUGCUCUAGAGUUUAGCAAAGUAGCCGAAAGGAGGGGAACUGUUUUCCUACCCGGAAAUUUCGUUUCGUUAAGCACUUAACACAUAAGGGAAAAGAAUGACGAGUCUGGGAAGACGGUGGAGGUGAUAAAACUGUAAUAAAUAGAGAUGGAGAAUGUGAGGAAAAAGAAUGAAA
Messenger RNA from Uranotaenia lowii, 717 nucleotides. RefSeq names its product 60S ribosomal protein L27 (gene RpL27). Lineage: Eukaryota; Metazoa; Arthropoda; Insecta; Diptera; Culicidae. The transcript is spliced from 3 exons. Bases 132 to 542 code for a protein of 136 amino acids. Gene Ontology annotation, cellular component: cytosolic large ribosomal subunit; ribosome. The record is from RefSeq and is a predicted model, not a curated record. Gene Ontology annotation, molecular function: structural constituent of ribosome. Gene Ontology annotation, biological process: translation.